GGGCCCAGGUGAUGACCUCUGAGCCUUUGUUGCUUGCUUGCCUGGCCAUGCCCCUUCUCCAGGUUGCCCACAUUUUCUCUCUGAAUCCUGAGAGUGCAGGAGGGCAGGAACCCAGCUCCUCUGUAACACUGCCCUUCUGGGAGUAUUGCCCAAAAUACUGAGCCCAGGGGGUGUGGAGGGGAGGCUAGGAAGAGCCUUUGCCCUUAUAUUAAAAAAAAAAAAAAUCAAAUCGCUCAUUCAGUUAUAGCGUAAUUUCGAGGCACAGUCAGAAGUCAGACAACCCCCGUGCCUGCCUUGGUGGGCGAGCCCCACUGCCCACCUCCUUUGGGAGGGUGGACAUCAUGUGCCCUGCGGACAAGACAGGCCUCGGCCCUUCUGCCGCCAUGGGCGCCACUGCAGAAGAGUUGACCAUCUGGCGAAAGCACAUGAAUAAUAACAAGCUGCACACCCUAGCUCGGCUGAGCCGGGAUGAAGUCUCUAUGAUAUGGAGCCAUGUUUCUGACUUUAUUCUACGACAGCUGAGGCUGCAAAAGGGGGUCUACAUACCUGCUUUUGGGACAUUUACUUUUAUGAGGCAAAAACUAGAUGCUGGGAACAGGUUUAGCUCUAUCCAGAUACCGAUCUUUAUCAUGUCAGAGAAGCUAUUGCAGCUACAUGGACUACGACAAACUAAGAUCCACACACCUGGGGAUAUCCCCGUUGUACCACUGAAUUUUAUCAUGGUUGCCAUAGCGGGGCAUUAUAGCAGGGACACAGUCGAAGGAUGCAUUAAAGAAACUCUGCAGCUCUUAUCACGAUCAAUCUGCACACGAAAGAAAGUUGAUUUACUUUCCAAGGACUCGGUAUCCUUACAAUUGAAAAUGGCAAAUUCUGAAUUGUCUAUAGAGUUGUCACCCUUCAGUUGUUGGCCUGUGUUAGAUGACAAGUGCCCCAUGGGCAAAGACAGGCUUGAUUCUAAAGACAGGCUUGAUUCUUACUCAGAUAAAAUGAAACCUCAAAGUGUAAAUUCAACUUUAGCAAACAUCAAAAAUUCGAAGAGAAGUCCAAACUGUGUCCUUUCAUUCCCCAGAAUCGAAUUCAAAUUACAACAAAAUAAUGAAACUACGGAAACAUCUAAACUGAGAAAGUCUGUGUUAAAAAUGAAGCCGGACAAAGACGAUGUGCAAGAAAAUAGUAGAGUUCUCAUGUCUGUAGCUGAUGUGACUUUGGUUGAAACAUAUGUAGAAAUACAAAGGUUUUCUUUCUAA
This is a messenger RNA of Erinaceus europaeus (western European hedgehog), 1247 nucleotides long. RefSeq names its product coiled-coil domain-containing protein 81-like. The record is from RefSeq and is a predicted model, not a curated record. The transcript has 8 exons. Lineage: Eukaryota; Metazoa; Chordata; Mammalia; Eulipotyphla; Erinaceidae. Gene Ontology annotation, cellular component: centrosome. Bases 342 to 1247 code for a protein of 301 amino acids.